AUGUCCUGCCAGCAAAACCAGCAGCAGUGCCAGCCCCCUCCCAAGAGCCCCACCCCCAAGUGUCCCCUCAGGAGCCCAGCACAGUGUUUGCCUCCUCCGGCCUCCUCAGGCUGUACUCCCAGCUCUGGGGUCUGCCAUGGCCCCAGCUCAGGGGCCAACUGCUGCCUGAGCCCCCACGGAGGCCACAGGUCCCACAGGGGCCGCAGGUCCUAUGGGUGCAGGCGCCAGAGCUCCAGCAACUCUGACAGAGCCAGUGGGCAGCAAUAG
Molecule: messenger RNA, 267 nt
Organism: Talpa occidentalis (Iberian mole)
Lineage: Eukaryota; Metazoa; Chordata; Mammalia; Eulipotyphla; Talpidae
Product: late cornified envelope protein 3C-like
Exons: 1
Coding region: 1-267 (88 amino acids)
Biological process (GO): epidermis development
Source: RefSeq, a predicted model, not a curated record